CAAGCACAACAUGUAACUUUGGAGGAACACCGAGCAAAAUGUUUUACCUGUAGGAGGGGAGGAAGAAUAGAGAAGAGACAGGCACCCAAUUUGGUUUCUUAAAAAGACGCCUUAUGUUUAAACUCAAGCCAAGUUUCAUUUUUUCCGACAAACUUGGCUCCCGCUCAUGUAGGUCAUAACACGUCGGGUCUGAACAACCGGCUAAUGCAACGACGAAGUCUCCGGUCACCUUCGGUUAAUCAUCAGCUCAGUCGCGGCUGACCAUGGAGGACAGAACGGACAGCCCGAUGGCUGUGAAGGUGGAGAGGCACUCUCAAUAUGUCAUCCUGACGUACUUCCAAGGGGACAUCAACAGCAUGGUGGACGCUCACUUCACCCGGGCUCUCGGCAGCGUCUGCAAAGCCAAGGCUCCGGCAGCGAAGACAAAGAAAAUCCGUAAAACUAUAAAACUGGAGGACUCCAGCACUUGUCAGGGGAGCGCCGCUGAACAUUACUACGAGUCACGCGUUCCUCCAGGACGUCUCCUGACCUUCAGCCCUGCAGGCGACGCUCCUGAAACGUGGCAAUCGUUCACUGCCCGGGCAGGAGAAGGCCCGGGGUUGCCAUCCAUCACGUACUCCCUGUCCCAAGAGGGGUUGACUCUAACUGGACAGCAAUACUCCACAUCCCUGCUCAACCUGCUGCAUAAUGACCGCGGUGACAUGGGCCCCAGCAUGGCCUCCAGCUCCAAGCCGGAACUGCUUCCCAGCUGGACGAUGCCGCAAGGAUUUCGAGAGUCCGGGGACCCUGCUGUGGGCUUUGAAGCUGGACGGCACCUGGACAAGAAGGACUUGUACUGGUAUUGAGGAGGGAGCAGAGAGCGGCCUCCCUCGGCGACGCCGCAUGCAUACCUGUCGCUCUCUUAAAAGAAGCACCUGGCUUCUCUGUUCACAUCAGUAGCUGGCAGAUAUUUUUUUUCUCGUCAAACAGGCCCGAGUGUCACCUGGGAGAAGACACGGAAGAAAAACAGCAGGGCCCCGCUCUUUUAUUCCUCGGUAAAAAUGACCUCAGCAUUACUAAGUGGAACAAACUUUCUGAAAGGGAACAUUCACCGACAAACCUGUUCUUCAACUCUGUCACUCCUCUGGUACACUGUAUACAUAGCUGCUUCCAUUUUUGCUUUUGGAGCCGGAUGAAGGGCAUUUUCUCUCAGUAGGCCUAUACCAGUAAAAUAGACCAGUAUUAAAGUUAAAGCGUGAACAUUGUGAGCCUCUUGUGUAUAAAUGCUGAUGUUAAUAUCUGCCUUUAGUUCUCUUUAGUUCAACGUUAUACACC
Molecule: messenger RNA, 1314 nt
Organism: Acanthopagrus latus (yellowfin seabream)
Lineage: Eukaryota; Metazoa; Chordata; Actinopteri; Spariformes; Sparidae
Gene: vgll1l
Product: vestigial like family member 1
Exons: 4
Coding region: 264-845 (193 amino acids)
Biological process (GO): regulation of transcription by RNA polymerase II
Cellular component (GO): nucleus
Source: RefSeq, a predicted model, not a curated record